AUGACAUAUUUCGAUUCAACAUCAGCAUUCGAGAAAGAUUUCGAUGAACAAACGAAUGAUGAAGAUUUUCUUAUUGCACUUCAAUUACAAAAUCAAUUUGAUAAAGAAGAAAAAGAAAAUGAAGAACAAUUAGAUAAAGUCACACAGAUUCAUCCAAUGAAUGUUGUUGAUAAACAAUGGGAAUUAAUCGAUCCAAACCCAGAUAUUUAUACAUUAUUUCAACAAUUUAAUCAUCAAUUUUUCUAUGGAAAAUUAGAUAGUGUUUAUGUCGAAUGGAGUAAACGAAUGACACGUUGUGCAGGUAUAUGUUAUUAUAGACGAGGUGGUGAAUGUCGAAUUGCACUCAGUGCUAGUUAUUUAACAUUAAGACCUCGAAAAGAUCUUGUUGAAACUUUAUUACAUGAAAUGAUCCAUGCUUAUCUAUUUGUUACACAUAAUAAUCGAGAUCGUGAUGGUCAUGGACCAGAGUUUCUUAAGCACAUGGUACGAAUUAAUGAUAUAACUGGAGCUAGUAUUACAGUAUAUCAUUCUUUUCAUGAUGAAUAUGAUCAUCUUCAUGGUCAUUGGUGGCGAUGCACAGGACCGUGUCGUCAAUGGAAACCUUUUUAUGGUUAUGUUAAACGAUCGAUGAAUCGAGUACCAUCAAAUCGAGAUCGAUGGUGGGAUGAACAUGAACGACGUUGUGGUGGUAAAUUUGAAAAAAUAAAAGAACCAGAAAAUUAUAAAACUAAAGACAGUAAAAAACGAAGUGCUAACGAUAUAACAUUAAAUAAAAAUAAUCAACCAUCAACCAGUCAAAUUUCAUCACCAUCAAAGAAAAAGAAAAAGACAACUAAUGAUGUAAUUCCAACUCAUGGUACAAUUGAACGUUUUUUCAAAAAAACAAAUUCUUCAUCUUCUUCAACUGAUAUUAAACAAUCUGAACCGAAGAAGAUUAUCGAUACAAAUUUACAAAAACCAUCGUCAUUCAUAAAAUCAUAUACUCCUGAUAAUGAAAUUAGACAAAAUUAUGUGAAAUGUCCAACUUGUCAAACUUCUUUACCCAAAGCUAAUUUAUUUAUUCACCAAAUACGAUGUUAUAAAUAA
Molecule: messenger RNA, 1086 nt
Organism: Rotaria sp. Silwood1
Lineage: Eukaryota; Metazoa; Rotifera; Eurotatoria; Philodinida; Philodinidae
Source: the annotation of a GenBank genome assembly